Molecule: messenger RNA, 267 nt
Organism: Echinostoma caproni
Lineage: Eukaryota; Metazoa; Platyhelminthes; Trematoda; Plagiorchiida; Echinostomatidae
Source: the annotation of a GenBank genome assembly
AUGCAUCCCAAUUCGGUGUCGGAGCGGUCAUCUCACACAUUCCCGAACGGAUCAGCCAAAGUCAUUGCCCAUGCCCCCCGCAAGCUUUCAGCCGCGCAGAACUACGGACAGGUGGAAAAGGAACUGUUGACCAUCGUUUUCACCGUAAAGAUGCUUCAUAUAUUCCUAUACGGCAAACGCUGUACUCAGCCCACAGGUCAUAAGCCGUUACCGUCCAUCUUCGGCUCAAACAAGGGAAUCCCAGCACACCCGGCUAAUCGAUUCUAA